This is a messenger RNA of Aegilops tauschii subsp. strangulata, 1467 nucleotides long. The record is from RefSeq and is a predicted model, not a curated record. NCBI's taxonomy places the organism in Eukaryota, Viridiplantae, Streptophyta, Magnoliopsida, Poales, Poaceae.
AUGAUCGGGGCCGACUUCAUCCAUCGCCGGAUUGCCCCGUUGCACAACAAGGGGAGGCCGGCCUGGGAUUUUAGGAAUGCAGCCGACAUCAUGAGGCUCCGCCCUGGCUUGAAGCAUAGCUUCACAGUACCGAAGCAUGCCCAUUUUUGUCAGAGGCUCUUCCAGCUUAAGGUCGACGAGGCCGGCGGGGUCGAGAGGACCGGCAAGGCUGGCAAGGCCGGCAAGUCUUUGUUCGGGUUGCCAACGGGGGUGGUCCCGUUGAGCAACAACUCUUGCCAGACCGCCAUCAUCGCCAUGAUGCCAGUUUUCAACGCGCACGGUCUUGACCCAACCUGGGCUGAGCCACAAGCGGAGCUGGUGCAGGCAUUCUUCGACAACCUGUCGGAGAGGUACGUUCGUGACAAGCCGCGACUCAUCCACCCCACCACCGAGGCAGAGCUGGCGUACAUCGCCGCCACGGCAGAAGAGGCAGGGCUUGCUGAGGAGGCCGGUAGCUUUGGCAUUGUGGAGGAUGAGGCCGACGCAGCCGCAGAGGAGGAGUUUGCCGAGUGGACGGGGUCUACCAGGGAGCCUAGCGGCGGUGGUGCCGGGGCCCCCCUUGUUGAAGAAGUGGUCGAGGAGUCGGCCGGAGAGGAGACCGAGGCGGAUGACUCCUCGGCCCCGGGGAGGAAACGCGUCCUACGGCAGGCUAGCUCCGGCGAGCCGGUCCGGCCCGGCGGGACCACGCAGCCGCAACAGGCUCAGGCGCAGCCCAUGCGCCAGACGAGGGCUGCGGUAGCGAAGAAAGUCGCGGUCGCCGCCUCUUCGUCAUCCAAGCGGCGCAGGACGCCUUCGCCUUCCCCUCCCCUCGUAGACGCCGCCCCAGUGGCCGACUUUGAUCUUGGGUCCUUCAACCCGAAGAAGAAGAGGAGGCCAGCGGAGGAGGACGAUGACAUGGAGACGCUGGCCCAGAGGGCGGCAAAGAGGGCCAAGGCUUCGACGGGCGACAAGCCCCCGGCGAGCACUGCCCGCACACCAGUGUUGGUGGAGAUCAGCCCGGACAACAGCCCUCGACGUAGCCCCCGCUUCAGCCCCCAGCAUGAGUUCAUUAUUCACUCCUCAUCGGCGGGCGUUGGGGCGCGAGUCCUUGGUGCUAACCUUGCCGGGUUUGCAGGAGGAGAGCGGCAACAGGAGGAGCCGCUGAGGGCCGCCCUUGGCAUGCCACCCCCGUCAACUACGCCACCCAGAGGGGCGUCCCCGGCAAGGGCACCCACCGCCGAGCCCACGCGCAUGGAGGAAGAGGGGGCAGACAUGGGCACCGACCCUCCUUCGACGGACCAGGAAGACAUCGACACCGUCAUCGAGGAGGUCGCCAAGGACGCCGAAGCUGAGGCCAUGAAGAUUGCGGCCGUGGAAGCCGCCAAGAAGCCUGCCGGGGUGACCGAUGAGGCCGUUGCCGGGGAGGCCGGCAAGGGGCCCACCGAGUAG